GCUCAGAGCUGAGGGCUAGGCUUCGUGCAAACUGUCUCCUGGGAUGACUGCCCUUCUCACCUUCACAGCUGGGCCAGCUGCAAGCAUGGUACGUCCACCACCUCCCAUGCCAUCUUCCCAACCCCAUGAGAACUGCAGGUGAAGGCGAUCCCAAGACGACCUGGUACGGGAACAUUCCUUGAACAGGAACUUCAAGGAGGAGUGCCAAGAGCGCUGGGCUGCCUGGGACCUGAGGAAAAUGAUUUAGCAGCAGCUGUCCAGCCAGCUGUGCUCCUCUAUCACCACCGCCAUGGAGAGCGUGGUCACGGCUAUCAGUUGGUACACUAGACAACCACCCACCAACCCCCAGCACCCACACCUGUUCCUCCCUAAGUUCCUCCAGCACCCGCAUCUCCCCAAGUCCCUCCAGCACUUUCUCCCCUGCAAGUUCCUCCAGCACCUGCCCCACUGGCUUCUUCUCCUAGCCUCUCCUCCCCUGGGACCACUGAAGGUCACGUACAUGAGGCAGUGGGACCUCUUGGGCAGCUGAGGCAUCCAGAUACAUCCAAAGCAGGAGCCAGUCCCAGCCCCAUCCCUGAGCUCCUCUUCUCCCCUCCCAGGAUUUUUCACCAGUCCCUCUCCAAUUAUAUAUUCCCCAAAUAAAAAUGACUGGAAUGAGGAGUAACAGUUAAUCCGAACUAAGGACUUAGUUCAGAUUAAACUUUAAACUGCCGUGUGUAGCCGCGGGCAGUUCGUUCGGACUAAGGGGGAUUUAAAAAUGGCGGCCGGACGGGAACAUGCAAAUAAAGCUCGGGAUAUUUAAAUCCCGGGCUUCAUUUGCAACCCCGGUUCCCUGAUUUGCCUACCUAGCUCGAAUAAACGAGCUAGUGUAGACAUACCCCAAGAGCCUUGCACUGCUUUACAGCACAUCCAGCUCCAUGGCAGAAAUGCUGUGGCGUCCACAAGAGCAACCAGAGCAUGUGAUGUGAGUUUGCUGACCUUCAAGGAGGUAGGCAAUGGAGAUCUGAGACACGGCUGUAGAGGGGAGACCCUCAGUAAGUAGCUACAGGAAGUGACUGCUGUCCUGAUGCCCUGCCCGGAGUGCUUCUGGGGGGCUUUAAAUGUGAUUCAGGCUCCAAUCAGUGUGGAGGCACUAUUUUGAUAUAGAUCUGUGUUAUUUCAAAGGGGAUUUGUAGUGUGGACGCACUAUUUCGAAAUAGUUAUUUUGGGAGUUAUUAUUUUGAAAUAAAUAAGCGUGCAGUGUAGACAUAGCCAUAAAUAGUUAUAGCUGAAGAAUUGACAUUGGUCUGGGAGGAUCAGGGUUCAUUCUCUCAGAUGCUUGUCUGGAUGGUUGUUGGAUCAUAUGCUCAGGAUCUGACUGAUAGCAGUAUAUGGGGGUGCCAUUGCAGGGACCUUGGGCACUGCUGCACCUCAGUCCCUUCUGUUUACUCCCUGUGGUAAAUAGUGUCUACUGUGGGUGUUAAUGCUUUGGUCUAAUGUCAGUUGUAGGGUUUAAUAUUCAGAUAUUGGAUGGCAUUGGCAGCCUGUGGUACACAAGAGAUCAGGCUGCAUGAUCUAGUGGUCCCUCUGUAACUGAAUUCUGUGCCCUGUCUCCUAGCUGUCUUCACCUAUAUGUGUUGUUCAUGGUUUUUGAAAGUUGAUUUUUUUAAUGACCCAGGCCAACGAGCUGACAUUGGAAACCCAGCAGUAAGCAGAGCAAGUUUUAUUAACAGAAGGAUAAGUUUACUGUCUCAGCCUGGGACACAGCUCAGGAUUGAAGCUGAUGAGCUGGAGCACAUUUUGCAUGAAAAAAUGAGAUCUGGAGGCUAUUUUACUGUGAGACAACUGUUCAAAAACAAUGAUCCUGAGGGCAAGGGUCAGGUCAGUAGAGAUGUGCUACUCAUGAUGUUGACCAAAUUUCUGGGAAGGUAUAUCAGCUUCAAGCAGUUUCAGCAACUCCUUCUAAGACUUAAGCUACAGGACAAAGCCGUUAUCAAGUUUGAAGACUUAUAUGCAGCAAUUCGUGAUCCUUCUACUUCUGGGGCUCCAGUCUGGCUUGAUCCCAUCAGCCACCGAAGGGGGGACAGAGUCAUGAUGACUGCAUCACAGGUGCAUUCGCAGCUAAAAGAAAAAGCAAAACAAAGGUUGCUGGAUAUUGCCAAUCUGUUACCCCAGAAGAACCCAGGUGGUGACAUCAGGAUUCUGAUGCCUGAGUUUAAGAACAUGCUUAACAAAUUAGGGUUUCACAUUGUAAAUGAGGAGUUUGAAAAGCUUUGGAGAAGAUAUGACACAGAAGGAACUGGAAUUCUGAAAGGAGAUACACUACUAAAAAAACUAAGAACUGAGCUCCGAAACGGAUCUUCAAAGAAUGCUAAAGUUUCUGGGCAAAGCAGAGAAAUAUUGAAAACUGAGUGGGAACGCAAAGCUUCACUUGACAUAGAAAAAUGGCUAAAAGAUAAAUUCAGAGAAGGAUUUAGAAACAUGAAAGAAGAAUUUGAAAAAUAUGAUCCCCGAAAAAGAGGCAAGGUUGGAAAAGAAGCUUUCUUGUCAGUCCUACAAAAAUUUGACAUGCAUCUCAAAAAGGAGCAUUUUAAUCUUUUCCUGGCAAGAUGUGGCCUUGAAAACAGCCAAACAGGGAUAAAUUAUUUGGAUCUUCUAUGGAACUUCCAGGAUCGUAGUGACAGAGGGAUCACACACAAAAUUCGCUUUAAUCCCAAGCAUAAAUUUCAUCGAGAGGGCGGCAUCAGCCCAGCUUCCACUCUGACUGCAGUUGAAGCCAAGUUGGCAAAUUUGUUUCAAUCUGAUUUUCUUUCACUCCUGGCCACAUUCCAAAAAAUUGACAGGUUUGGCGUGGAGAUUACUGAUGAAGAGUUUGAGCUGCUACUUGACAGAAUCCCCCUUGAUGAAGAUGGAAAUGUCAGAUACCCCCAGUUCAUGGCCAUGUUUGAUUCUCGGUACUCAGCUUAA
Pelodiscus sinensis (Chinese soft-shelled turtle) is the source of this 2946-nucleotide messenger RNA. Lineage: Eukaryota; Metazoa; Chordata; Testudines; Trionychidae. The record is from RefSeq and is a predicted model, not a curated record.